CCGCCAGAUAGCGCUGCUAGCAGGGACCGGCUGCGGUCUCGUACAAGCAUGCGCAGUUGCGAGCUGCAACCAGACGGCGUUCCUGAGCCGAGCGGAGCCAUCACCAUGGCCUUGUUUGUGGAGUCGUGGCUCACGGAGCUGUUGGUAGCCCUGUCACUGGUGAUAGUGGCGGCGUACGCCUGGUUCUCCCACAGGUACAGGUACUGGCACAAGAAGGGCGUGCCUUACCUCGAACCACAGUUUCCGUUUGGAAAUGUUUACGAAAGUUUUGUGGGCAAGCGGCCACUGACACUGAUCAUCAGCGACGCGUAUCGGCAGUUUAAAGGUAAACGAUUCGGUGGAAUAUACAUUGUCACCCAACCAACAUUGGUGACAGUGGACCCAGAUUUCAUCCGUGACGUUCUCGUGAAGGACUUUGGGACUUUCCACGACAGGGGGAUAAGAGUGGACGAAAAUGAACCUCUGGGCAAACAUCUCUUCUUGUUGGAAGGCAGCAAGUGGCGGCGAUUACGUGUAAAGCUGACACCGACGUUCACAUCGGGGAAGAUGAAGAUGAUGUUCCAGACGAUGGCGGCGUGCGGCCGUGAGAUGGCAGAAGUGCUGCAGGGGCCGGCGGACACUGGGGAGGUGGUGGAGAUGCGCGAGGUGGCCGCCCGCUACGCCACUGACGUCAUCGCUUCAGUCGCCUUCGGCAUCGAGGUGGACUGUCAGCGCAACCCCGACGACCCCUUCAGACAGUGGGGGCGCCGCGUCUUCGAGGCUAACGCGCUGGCCACAAUCAAUUUCCUUAUAAGCGCCAUCAAUCCCAAACUGCUGACAACAUUUAGGAUAAGAAGCAACGCGUCGGCCGUGUCGCAGUACUUUCGUGGUAUGGUGAGAGACACUGUGAAGCACAGGGAGGAUAACGGCAUAACGAGGAACGACUUCAUGCACCUGCUGAUCCAGCUCAAGAACAAGGGCUGCAUCGACAGUGACAAGAGCGUUAAUCGCAAGGACAACGAUGACGAGGACAACUGGAGACUAUCUAUCGAUGACAUUGCUGCCCAGGCAUUUGUGUUCUUCAUUGCGGGUUUUGAGACAUCGUCAUCCACCGUGAGCUUUGCCUUGCACGAGCUGGCCUUCAACCCAGACAUCCAGUCCCGCGUGCGGGAGGAGAUUGACGCUGUUCUGAAGGAGAACAAAGGAGAAGUCACUUAUGAAGCAGUGAACAAUAUGCACUACCUCGAUAAAGUUGUUGCAGAAACACUGAGGAAAUAUCCACCAGCUCCAGUACUCAGCAGGGAGAGCAAUGCCGAGUACCAGCUACCCGACAGUGACAUUAUCCUUGAGAAAGGUACUAAGGUUUUUAUACCUAUGUAUGGUCUGCAUCAUGACCCAGAGUACUUCCCAGACCCUGAACGCUUUGACCCAGAGAGGUUCUCAGAAGAGCAGAAAGCCCAGAGACACCCAUAUGUCUACCUGCCAUUCGGAGAAGGACCACGCAUUUGCAUAGGGAUGAGGUUUGGGUUACUGCAGACAAAAGUUGCUCUUACAUAUAUGCUUUCAAGAUUCAGCUUUGAACCAAGUGAGAAGUCUGUUCACCACCUGACCUUUGAGCCCAGAUCAUUUGUUCUCAUGCCAAAAGGAGGUAUCCAGCUGAAAAUGAGAAAGAGAAACCAAUUGUAGCGUUAAUUACAAAUGCUUUAACAUUUUGUACUUAUAUAUAU
This is a messenger RNA of Schistocerca gregaria, 1706 nucleotides long. Its product is annotated as cytochrome P450 6k1-like. The transcript is spliced from 8 exons. The coding region runs from base 49 to 1665 and encodes 538 amino acids. NCBI's taxonomy places the organism in Eukaryota, Metazoa, Arthropoda, Insecta, Orthoptera, Acrididae. Gene Ontology annotation, molecular function: heme binding; iron ion binding; oxidoreductase activity, acting on paired donors, with incorporation or reduction of molecular oxygen. The record is from RefSeq and is a predicted model, not a curated record.